AGCAAAAAUGGCGGUGGGCUGACCUGAACCCGCACGCCCACAGCUUCUCCCCGAAUACUCGACUCAGCGAUUCGCUCGUGGCGGCUCGUCGGCGCCGGCAUCCUCCGCCAUUGCCGAUCGCCCUCAUAACCACAAGGCGCUGGCCGAUCGAGGGCACGAGCGCGCGCCAUGCUCAUAAACCUAUCCAAAAACCCAUUAAUCCCGCGCCAACACCUCGUCCUCCAGCCCCGCCGCUUCUGUACCGCCGCCACCUCCUCGGCGACCACCGCUGUGCCUGCCAGAAAGGAGCUUCCCCGGGAAGAUGAUCUCGCAGAGGAGUCGCGCAGCCGCCUCGUGCGAGACACCUGCAGGCUGCUCGAGCUCCGGGACUCGUGGAGCCCGAAGCUGGAGGCCCAGCUCCGCCACCUCCUCCGCAUCCUCUCCCCGCCGCAGGUCCGAGCUGUGCUCCGAGCGCAGGCGCAGAGGGACGCCCGCGCCGCGGUCGAGUUCUUCCGUUGGGCCGACCGCCAGUGGCGUUACCGCCACGCACCGGAGGUGUUCGACGAAAUGCUAUGCCUCCUCAGCCGCACCAAGCUCCAUGACCCGGCUCGCCGCGUCAUGCGCCUCAUGAUCCGCCGCGGCAUGCGUCGGGGGCCGCAGCAGUUCGCACACCUCAUGCUCUCCUACAGCCGUGCGGGGAAGCUCCGUUCCGCCAUGCGCGUGCUCCAACUCAUGCAGAAGGACGGGUGCGCGCCCGACAUAUCCAUAUGCAAUGUGGCGGUGAAUGUGCUUGUAGUGGCUGGGCGCAUCGACAAGGCUCUUGAGUUUGCCGAACGGAUGCGCCGUGUCGGGGUCGAGCCAGAUGUAGUCACACACAAUUGCCUUAUCAAGGGAUUAUGUGGUGCUCGGCGGGUUGUCGAUGCAUUAGAGAUGCUCGGUGCAAUGCUGCAAAAUGGGUGCCCACCAGAUAAGAUCAGCUACUAUACAGUGAUGAGCUUCAUGUGCAAGGAGAGGAGGGUGGCAGAGGUGCGGAGUUUGCUUGAAAGGAUGAGAAAUGAUGCAGGUCUAUUUCCGGAUCAGGUCACAUAUAACAUGCUUAUCCAUGUGCUUGCAAAGCAUGGUCAUGCAGAUGAGGCAUUGCAAUUCCUGAGGGAAUCAGAAGGGAAAAGAUUCCGUGUUGAUGAGGUUGGAUAUAGUGCAAUUGUGCACUCGUUUUGCUUGAAUGGGAGGAUGGCAGAGGCAAAGGAGGUUGUAGGUGAGAUGAUUUCAAAAGGGUGCUGCCCUGAUGUUGUAACGUAUAGUGCGGUUGUUGAUGGAUUCUGCCGGACUGGGGAAAUUGAUCAAGCGAGAAAGAUGAUGAAGCAUAUGUACAAGAACGGCUGCAAGCCAAACACGGUCACACAUACUGCUCUGUUAAAUGGGCUCUGCAAAAUCAGUAAAACUUCGGAAGCCUGGGAAUUGCUAAACAAGAGUGAAGGGGAGUGGUGGACUCCAAGUGAUAUCACAUACAGUGUUGUCAUGCAUGGAUUUAGGAGGGAAGGGAGGUUGAAAGAAUCAUGUGAUGUGGUAAUGCAGAUGUUGCAGAAGGGUUUCUUCCCCACAACUGUGGAGAUUAACUUGUUGAUCCAUGCAUUAUGUAAGGAAGGAAAGCCAGCAGAGGCCAAAGACUUCAUGGAGCAGUGCCAAAGCAAGGGCUGCUCCAUUAAUGUUGUUAACUUCACAACUGUAAUCCAUGGAUUUUCGCGGCACGGUGAUUUGGAAUCAGCCCUCUCUUUGCUGGAUGACAUGUAUCUGAGCAACAGGCAUCCAGAUGUUGUGACAUACACUGUUGUUGUUGAUGCUUUAGGAAAGAAUGGUAGAAUGAAAGAAGCCACAGAGCUUGUAGAGAAAAUGCUAAAUAGAGGUUUGCUCCCUACGCCGGUCACAUACAGGACAGUGAUACAUAGAUAUUGUGAAAGGGGUAAACUGGAAGAGUUAAUCAAUCUGCUGGAUAAGAUGUUAGCAAGACAAGGGUUUAGUAGUGCAUACAAUCAGGUCAUUGAGAAGCUAUGUGCAUUUGGUAAACUUAGUGAGGCUUACAAUCUCCUCAGCAAGGUACUGAGAACUGCCUCAAAGAGAGAUGCUCAAACAUGCCACAUUUUGAUGGAGAGUUUUCUUAAUAGAGGAUUCGCACUUCAAUCAUAUAAUGUGGCCUGCCGAAUGUUCCAGAGAAAUUUGAUUCCUGAUGUUAAAUUAUGUCAAAAGGUUGACAGUCAGAUAGCCCUAGAAGGACAGAGACAAGCUGCUGGAAAGCUUAUCAUUAAGUUUGUUGAAAGAGGUCUUCUAAAACAAGAUAAACAAGAUAACUGAUUUCUAACAUGGUCCUCUGAUGUAUCCUGUCUUUGUUGAGCUUUGAUGAACGAUCAAUUGUGUGCGAAUCAUCCUCAGAAAAAAAAAAAUUGUGCGAAUCAGGACCACUACAUGGCCUUGUACCUUGUACAGAGACUUGCGCCCAGGGCCUGUUGCAUGAGUAAAUUUGCAGUAACAUGUCAUUAUCUCCUCCGGAACCUGGAUAUAUAUGCAAUUACCAGAUCUUCAAUUUAAUGACUGGGAGACAGAGAAAGAUGCAGAACAAUAGGGGAUACCUGUGCUAGAAAUAUGGCCAUUUCUGUGUUCAUCAAUCUUGCUGGGUGUUCAGUUUUGCAGACCUUGGAAAUGCUGAUAUAUUGUUCACUUACACAGUUACACCCAUAUUCCGGUGGUUGGAGGAACUACCACUUAAGAUAUAAUCUAGUCAGAAGGCCAACAUUUGAAGUUGAUUUCAUUUCCUGAGGAAAAAAAUUAUGAUCAACCGAUCUGUAGCUUAAAUGGCACUAUUGUUUUACUUGUCAAGCUAGUAGUGAUAAACAGUUCAGCUCUCCACGUGGGGAGUUGAUACAUCUCCUUGUGUGGAAUUGAUAUAGAUAUAUCUACUAUGGGUU
This is a messenger RNA of Phragmites australis (common reed), 2939 nucleotides long. RefSeq names its product pentatricopeptide repeat-containing protein At5g41170, mitochondrial. Gene Ontology annotation, molecular function: protein binding. The record is from RefSeq and is a predicted model, not a curated record. The coding region runs from base 169 to 2328 and encodes 719 amino acids. NCBI's taxonomy places the organism in Eukaryota, Viridiplantae, Streptophyta, Magnoliopsida, Poales, Poaceae. The transcript is spliced from 2 exons.